Molecule: messenger RNA, 1841 nt
Organism: Hibiscus syriacus
Lineage: Eukaryota; Viridiplantae; Streptophyta; Magnoliopsida; Malvales; Malvaceae
Product: inorganic phosphate transporter 2-1, chloroplastic-like
Exons: 3
Coding region: 1-1731 (576 amino acids)
Biological process (GO): phosphate ion transmembrane transport
Cellular component (GO): membrane
Molecular function (GO): phosphate transmembrane transporter activity
Source: RefSeq, a predicted model, not a curated record
AUGACUCCUUUCUCUUGUUUACCUUCUGCAAGAAACACCAACUCCCCUCAAGCAUUUCUUUUCAGGAAUCCUCAUUUAUAUGUUCCCAGACACCAUUACCAUGAAACUAAACUGCCCAAGAAAGAAAAUCUUGUGUUUGGGCCUCUCCAAGUUCCAGCCAGGCCUUGUCUUCCGUUCUUGAGCUUCAGAAACUCAAGACUCACGCACCCUUUUGCCAACAUAUCUUCUUUUGCCGAUGCGGAAGGCGAAAAAGGGCAAGAAGAUGAAGCUAAAGCGAGUGAAGAAGACUUGCCUGGAAUGGCUCAAGCUCUUAAUAUAUCUUCCAGUACUGCUUCUGCUAUUGCUAUAUUCAUAGCGUUUGCAGCUCUGAGUCUUCCGUUCUUCAUGAAGUCUUUAGGUCAAGGAGUUGGUUUGAAGACCAAGUUUUUGUCAUACGCGACGCUUUUGUUCGGGUUCUACAUGGCUUGGAAUAUCGGAGCCAAUGACGUGGCGAAUGCUAUGGGAACUUCGGUGGGAUCGGGUGCAUUGACCCUGCGUCAGGCUGUUUUGACGGCGGCCAUUUUGGAGUUCUCGGGAGCGUUGUUGAUGGGAACUCAUGUGACCAAUACAAUGCAGAAAGGAAUCCUUGUUGCUGAUGUGUUUCAAGGGAGGGGUACUCUCCUUUUUGCUGGAUUGCUCUCUUCUCUCGCUGCUGCUGGUACUUGGUUGCAGGUUGCAUCAUAUUACGGGUGGCCGGUAUCGACGACGCACUGUAUAGUAGGAUCAAUGGUUGGAUUUGGCCUGGUUUAUGGAGGACCUGGCGCUGUUUUCUGGAUGUCUCUGGCAAGGGUUAUUUCGUCGUGGGUUAUCUCACCUGUAAUGGGAGCCUUGGUGUCAUUCAUAGUCUACAAAUGCAUCCGCAGAUUUGUUUACAGUGCUCGUAAUCCCGGACAAGCAGCGGCUGCUGCAGCACCAAUUGCAGUCUUUCUGGGGGUAACCGGGAUUUCUUUUGCAGGCUUUCCGUUAAGUAAGAGCUUUUCGAUAGCUCUCGGACAAGCUUUGGGUUGUGGAGCAGUUGGGGCAUUCAUAGUUUACAAUAUUAUCAGAAAGCAGCUCGGUCAUCUCCUUGCCAAAGCCACUUCUUCAUCACGCUCGGAUCCGGAAGAGAGUACUACUCAUAUUAAAAAUCUUGGCCUUCUCUCGGAUGUUGCAGGGCCUAAAGGCACCCAACUGGAAAUAGUUUAUGGGGUUUUCGGGUACAUGCAGGUAUUGUCAGCUUGCUUCAUGUCAUUUGCACAUGGAGGAAACGAUGUUUCGAACGCGAUAGGACCUCUAGCUGCUGCAUUAUCGAUUCUUCAAGGUGGUGCCAGCAACACUGAGAUUAUUAUUCCAAACGAUGUUCUUGCCUGGGGAGGAUUUGGAAUUGUAGCAGGGCUUAUGAUGUGGGGGUAUAGAGUGAUAGCAACGAUCGGGAAGAAGAUAACUGAACUCACACCAACUAGAGGGUUUGCAGCCGAGUUUGCAGCGGCUUCAGUUGUCCUCUUUGCAUCAAAACUGGCAUUGCCGAUAUCGGCAACACAUACUCUGGUCGGAGCAGUCAUGGGGGUCGGCUUUGCGAGAGGAUUAAAUUGUGUUCGAGCCAAAACUGUUCGAGAGAUUGUGACAUCCUGGGCUGUGACAAUUCCAGUUGGUGCUUCUCUUGCGGUCGUCUACACAUUGAUCUUAACCAAACUUUUGUCAUUUAUUUUAUGAUAACGUAUUCGAGAAAAUCUGAAACCUUCAUGUAUGUGAUCAAUUCGAAUCACUCACCCUUUUUUGAAGUAUUUUUGUGAAAUUGUUAUGCCAUUGUUGAGUUUAUGUGA